This is a messenger RNA of Penicillium psychrosexuale, 1740 nucleotides long. Its product is annotated as Protein kinase domain-containing protein. Gene Ontology annotation, cellular component: cytoplasm. The transcript has 2 exons. Gene Ontology annotation, molecular function: protein serine/threonine kinase activity; ATP binding. NCBI's taxonomy places the organism in Eukaryota, Fungi, Ascomycota, Eurotiomycetes, Eurotiales, Aspergillaceae. Bases 1 to 1740 code for a protein of 579 amino acids. Gene Ontology annotation, biological process: protein phosphorylation; intracellular signal transduction. The record is from RefSeq and is a predicted model, not a curated record.
AUGACUGAACAGAUGGGGGUGAAUGAACAGGAUCCUUAUGCUUUUGAUUAUCUCUUAGGGAGAGACUUGGGCGCAAUCAAGGGGAAUCAUACUUUACACCAUCCAUCGUCGCAGGCCCGCGAAUUCAAAUACCAGGACUACGAUGAUAGCUUCUCUUACAAUGCCGAAAGUCUUUUAGACCCCUCAAGCCGAUUGUCCAAAAGGUAUCCCCAAGUAAGUCAGGUUCUUCGAGAGCGUCUAGGGGUAGCGUUUGGCAAACGGAAUAACGAGGAAUUCUCGAGGUGUAAUUGCCGGGACGAUUCAGGUCAUAGAUGCGACAGCGAAGUGUUUCAAAAACGCAACUCCACUUCAUAUGGGGAUUUCAUCCGUUUAAGUGCUGAGGGGAGGACGACUGCGAAAGCAGUAUGCCUUUGUCCGCACCUUAUCGAGCGAGUGCAGAUAUAUGGGUUCAUAGGCGCAGGAACAUUUGGUGCCACAUUUAUUGCUCGCGAGAAAGGCGCUGCUGGUGCUUCCCUGGAGGACCUUCAACAAUUCGCAAUCAAAUCUCAAAUCCACACAACACAAUGGAUGGACACAUUAUCGGGUGUAAAUACUCAGAUGGGACCCUUCUAUGAGGCUAGCGGGGAGAAAAGAUAUAUGCCAGAAGAAGCACUUCUUCUGAUCUAUCUCGACGAUAGUCCAAGGUUCCCGCGGCUUAACUCGGUCUACACUCACGGUAUGCUAACAGCAAUUCUCAUGACCCCCUGCGUUGAUCCUAGCUAUGAAGCCAUUUCAGUUAUUGAUGAGGGUCAUUUUAACAGGAUCAAGUCAAAGGGGGCCAUACCACCGCGCAUCCGAAAGAGAUACCCCCCGUUUCCAUCUUUUGAUGGCAGCUAUCUUAUGUCCGCAGCCACCAAAGAACCUCAACUGGGGGAAAUAGAAGGUUGCAAGGUUGCUUCUCAGCUUCUCCAAGCUAUGAUAGAAUUAGCGGAUAUGAAGGUCUGCCAUGCUGAUAUCUCAGUGACGAAUUACCUAAUGGACCAAAACCUCAACGUUCAACUAAUCGAUCUUGGAAUGCUCUACUUCUCGCUUGAGAAAUCAGGUUUUGCAAUGAAAACAGACCACUUUAUUCCCUACCAAGAGUACCAAAUGAUGCCCGAGCGAGCCAUCGAACUGGAGAAGUACGACAUUUGGAGGGAUCCAUCCCACGAUGAUGUCUCUAUCGAAAGUAUCUACUUACCUGUUGACCAGCGGGAUAUUUGCCUGUGGAAAUAUUCAACGCUGGUUUACGGGUUUCUGCAUGGCUUCUGGGCCUGGGAUGAGCCUAAACCAGUGCCGAGGAGUUUGAACUGGCACGCUAGGUAUGAUGGCUCUUACAAUGACCCGUUCUAUCCAGUAGUCAAACGCAGACGCAAGAGAAUGAUCAACGAAGAUGUAGCAAUUAGCGAAUCACUCUCACAGGACUGCAGGGAUGUACUGCAAGCCACAUUGGCUAGAGAUAAAUUUGACCGGCCGUCGUUGGAAGAGCUAUCGUCAUUUCCUUGGUUUUCUCGCUGGUCUGCUGAAGAACUCGAGUCUGGUCGACCUUUGAAAAGACCCUUUAUCAAGAAAUUCCAUGAUAAAACCCGUGCAGAUGGUCGAAGGGGUUUUCCAUGGCCAAGUAUAUCACAGGAUCAAGGUAUAUCAAUCCCCAUCCUCAACAGCCCGAGAUAUAAUUCCUCUGGUUCUUCUGGUGGAUCUGAUGAUUGUGAAUAUGAGUAA